This is a messenger RNA of Sarcophilus harrisii (Tasmanian devil), 4079 nucleotides long. Its product is annotated as zinc finger protein 391. Gene Ontology annotation, biological process: negative regulation of transcription by RNA polymerase II. The coding region runs from base 529 to 2118 and encodes 529 amino acids. NCBI's taxonomy places the organism in Eukaryota, Metazoa, Chordata, Mammalia, Dasyuromorphia, Dasyuridae. The transcript has 4 exons. Gene Ontology annotation, molecular function: DNA-binding transcription repressor activity, RNA polymerase II-specific; RNA polymerase II cis-regulatory region sequence-specific DNA binding. The record is from RefSeq and is a predicted model, not a curated record.
UGGGUGGGGAAAGGGGCGCCGAGAAGGGAAACGAUGCGCCGAGCCGGAGCUAGUGCGCGUGCGCAACUCUCGCCCUGCCCCCUUGGAGAGUCACGCCUCCAUUGGCAGCCCGGCGACCCCCGAGCCAAUCAGCGCCGCCCAGCGACCCCCGAGCCAAUCAGCACCUCCCUUUUUCUGGAGCUUCUGCGAGUGUUCCAAGCUCCUCCCCUCCCCAUCGCCUCCCUUCUGGUCUCUCUCCCCCCCUCCCUGUCUAAUUAAAACCUGAGGGUUCGGCCCCCCAGCCCCCGCCCCCUCCCCCCGGAAGCGGGACCGGAGAAAGUGUUAACGUCCCCAGGGAGACCUGCAGGGGCGGGGAGGGGGGCGUGACGGUCCGGCCCCGACCCCUCCCCACAGGCCAGGCAAGGGGGAGCUCCCCGAGCCUUCCGGCUCUGCCCCCCCCUUAACCAUCCCCCCGCCCCCACCGGGGGCGUGUCCUUUCCCGAGUUCGAAACUCCUCUGGCUCCAGAGACCCUCUCCUUGGGCAGUCUUAUGGGAGGGGGCGUCAGGGAGCGACCCCUCCCGCCCUCCUCAGGGCGCCCUCUGCUCCCCAGAUCUGCCUUCGGAAGCCCCCGGCCUCCCGCAGCGGGAGAGGGCGAGGAAGAGGAGGGCCAUGGCCCCCGUGCUGCUGUCGGCCGGGGCCUGCCAGGAGUCGGUGACCUUCAGCGACGUGGCCGUGGACUUCACCGCGGAGGAGUGGGGGCACCUGGACCCUUCCCAGAAGGACUUGUACCGGGACGUGAUCCUGGAGAACUACCAGAACCUGGACUCGCGGCUUCCAAACCGGAGGUGAUCCACCAGCUGGAACGAGGGGAAGCUCCUUGGAUGCCGCAGGGCCCCGCCCCAGGCAGCCCCUGCCCAGAUUCUGAAACUGGGCCAGAAACCACGGAGUCCAUUCCAAAGCUGGGCACUGCUGUGGAAGACUCAUCCUGGGGACGACUCCCAGGAGACACUCCCAAUGACUGUAGGCUCAGAGAAGUCUGGGGAAGGGGGGCUUCCUUGGAGAUGGAGCAGAGCACAGAAAAGCACAGUGCUCAGGCGAGAGCCCCUCAGGGGAAGUCUCUGAGGGACAGGCGAGCGCAGGAGGGCAAGAGAUCCGGGGACAGCUUCAUGCCUGACCCAGGUCUCUUUCCCCAACAGCAAGUCUCUGAAGUGGAGACCCUCUACAAAUGUGACAUACACAGAAGAAGUCUUAGUCUGUCUGCAGACCCAAGUCCGUGUAGCGGAAUCUGCCCCAAGAAGCUACUUUCCAAACAAAAGGGAUGUGGAAAUCCCUUCAGUUACGAUUUGAGCCUUCCUGAGUAUCCAGGGAGGCACCCCGAAGAGAAAGCCUGUGGCUGCAACGAGCUGGGGAAGGCCUUCCACCAGGCCUCCGAGACUCCUCGGGCCGAAGAGAGGCCGUAUGAGUGUCCGGAGUGUGGGCGGGCCUUCAACCACGUGUCCUCCCUCAACUCCCACCAGCGAACGCACACUGGGGAGAGGCCGUACGAGUGUAACGAGUGUGGCAAGGCCUUCUGCAGGAGCACCCACCUCAUCGAGCACCAGACAAUCCACACGGGGGAGAAGCCCUACGAGUGCAGCGAGUGUGGGAGGGCCUUCCGCCAGAGCGCGCAGCUGACUCGCCACCAGAGGAUCCACACAGGAGAGAAGCCUUAUAAGUGUCAUGAGUGCGGCAAGGCCUUCAACCACAGCUCCUCCCUCACCUCCCAUCACAGGAUCCACACUGGAGAGAGGCCCUACGAGUGUAACGAGUGCGGCAAGGCCUUCAACCACUUCUCUUCCCUCACCUCCCAUUACAGAAUCCACACCGGGGAGAAGCCCUACGAGUGCAGCAUCUGUGGCAAGGCCUUCUAUCACAGCUCGUCGCUCACCUUCCACGCCAGAAUCCACACGGGGGAAAGACCCUACGAGUGCAAUGACUGUGGGAAAACCUUCAACCACAUUUCCUCUCUCAUUUCCCAUCACCGAAUCCACACGGGAGAAAAGCCUUACGAGUGCCAUCAUUGCGGGCGGGCCUUCCGCCGGAGCACCCAUCUCAGCCGACACCAGGUGGUCCAUACUGGAAACAAGCUCAGUGAGUGAGGGAGAUGGGGCCUGCGGACGGUCCAGAAUCUGAACAGGAGAGGGCCCAGCAAGGCAAGGGGGGCCCUUGAUAGAGAAGGAGAUUCCAACCAAAAUGCAGUCCAUAGAUGAAGCAUGCAUCCGUGUUAGCCUGGGGCCCGUUCUCUCCGUUCCCAGCCAUGUCCGACCCGAGCAAGAAGACCAGACCCGAGAAAACAGCUGAUGACCCGAGAGGUGCUCCUUCAGCUUCCCUUUGCAAAAUCCCCGUGUCCUCAGGUCUUCUGGCUAAGGGACUCGCUAAAGCUGCCCCCCCCCCCGGGAUCCCAUCCGGAUCUCACCCCAACAGCACUCCCCUCCUGAACUUUGAGGGGCUUUUCCCAUUGACCUGUAGUCUGUCAGAAGGGAAAAAGUGAAAGGGCGUCCCUCUCCCUCCCAUUCAAUAGCAGGCUGCUUCCUGUAAAAAUGGCGGAACCCCUCAAAGCCCAUGCUGACUCUUCUGUCACAUGCUUCAUGUCUGUCUCAGGGGCUCUUCCCCUGGUCUUCAUCUUUUAUUUAUCAACUUGGGCUUCAAAAAGGAGGCAGCCUCUCGUCCCCUCCUUCUGCUUCCCAGCAUCUUUUAACUUCUUCCAUCUCCUUUGUAGAUUCCUCUUGGGCCAACCCUUUGUGGAUUCCAGGGUUUGGGAAUCAUGCUCAAUCCCAAGAUUAUCAUCCUUAGGAAGUGGCCAUAUACAUGCACACAUACAUACAUGAUCACCUUGGGAGGCACCUUUUGUUUGAUUUCCUUUCUGUCAGUGGUAUCACAAUUCAUGCUAUCCCAUGGUUGAAAGCUUUGUUAUUUUUAUUAUAAAUUUUUAAACAAAUAAUUGCUGUUGGAACACCUUCAUUUCUAAAUAGAUCCCUUCCCUACCGUCGGCUUGGAAGAACCUUUCCCUGUAGCAAAACCAACCCAUUUGCCAGUGUGUUCAGAGUCCAUUCCCUCACAGAGAUGGGACAGAGACAUGAUUUGGGAGGCCAAGCUGGGUCAUACAGUCAUACAGAAUUCAGAGUUGAUUGCAGGGGGAGGCAAAGAGAGGGUAGUUUUUUCCCUUCUGUUUACAUUGUUGUCAUCAUUGUGCUUUUUUUGUUCAUAUUCACUAUGUUAUAUUAUUUCAUUUAUCUCAUACUUCUCUGAAUUCUUCACGUUUCUUGUUUUGGUGCAGUGAUAUUCUUUGUUUAGCCAUGUUCUCAAUUAAUGGGGGUAUUGUUUCCAAUUCUUUGCUACUAUAAAAAGUUUUGUUAAUAAAUCUUUUGGUAUACAUGGAACCUUUUUUCUAUCUUUGACCUCUUUAGCAGUGAGAUCUCUUGAGUCACAAGAUAUGGUUAUGUUAAGAGUAGCAUAAUCCCAAAUCUCAUUUUAGAAUAGACAGACCAGUUAAUAACUACACUAACAAGUUCAUUAGUUUAUCUGCCUUUCUAUGAAGCCUCCAAUUCCGCUUCUAAAUAUUAGCACAUCUGGCCAUCUUUGUCAGUUUUUUAGAUAAGGAACUUGAGAGUUGAUUUGAUUUUGCAUUCAUGAUUUGACGCAACCUGCAUACGGUCAUUUGUAAUUUGAAAUUAUUCUUUUGAGAAUAGUUCAUAUUUCACUACAUCAAGGGAAUGGUUUUUGGUUUUGUGUAUUUGUUAAUUUCCUAUAUCUUUUGGAUUAUUUGUUGUUCAGUCACUUCUGGCUCUGACCCUAUUUAGCAGAGAUAUUAGAAUAUUUCAGAUUUCAGACCCUUAUUAGAGAUGAUUAGUGCAAGAUUUUUUCCCAGUGUGACAGCUUCCCUUAUUGUAGUUGCUUUUUGUUUAUACAAAAAUUUUAAAAUACUGUAUUUUUUUAUAAUGGCCUCUUUCUCUUUUUUGUGUAAAGAUUCACUUCCUUAGCCAUGGUUAUGAUAGACACCUGAUCUGAAACUAUAUUUUGUUUUUUUUAAGGCAUGAUUUUUUAAAAAUUUAAUUUUUAU